GUGUUAUCAAAACAAACUUUCGGCGACCCGCGAAAACGUUUAAACCAUUUUCGAUUUUCUGAAUUUUUUAAGAGGUUUUGUGUGCUUUCUUUAGAAAAAAAUUAAAUCGGAAGGACUAAAAUGUUAAGAUGCGGUGCAAUGGUGAAAAUAACGACGCAACUUGAAUGGAAUAAACUACAAUGUGAAGUGUUAAUUGAAUUCUAGGGGAGAAAUGGAUUACGUUAGAAGCCAUCAUUUGUGGCGACCUCUCGCUGCGAUGUCUGGAAAAGAGCAAGAGCCGGCGGUUAUUGCGGCCCCUCCCGAGAAUUUUUCGUUAAAAUCAACUAUUUUUCACAAUAUCAUAACAAUCGCUUCGUCGACUGAAGAAAGUAACGACGUGUGGUAUCCUCUCGAUGGCAACGAAACUUCAAAUUUUUUGGUUAAAAAAAUCGACGAUUCAUAUUUAUAUCCGAACUAUAGUUUAUUGAACAGUAAUUUCAGUUCGAACUUUAGUGUGAAUAGAACUUUCAAUUAUUACCAGCACGAUGAAACAAUCAAGAUUGUCACAAUGGUAGGAAUUGCAGUACUAUUGGGUUUCAUCAUACUAGCGACCGUUAUAGGGAACGUCUUUGUGAUAGCAGCAAUUCUACUGGAAAGAAAUCUACAGAACGUAGCCAACUACUUAAUAUUAUCCUUGGCAGUGGCGGAUCUCCUCGUGGCGUGUUUGGUGAUGCCCCUAGGGGCAGUCUAUGAAGUUAGUCAAGAGUGGACUCUUGGGCCCGAGCUUUGCGACAUGUGGACAUCCAGUGACGUCCUUUGCUGCACUGCUUCGAUCUUGCACCUGGUCGCAAUCGCCCUGGACAGAUAUUGGGCCGUAACCAACAUAGAUUACAUCCAUCAGCGCACAUCGAAGCGAAUCGGCAUGAUGAUCUUCAUAAUUUGGUUCGUCUCGUUUCUAGUGUGCAUCGCCCCCCUUCUGGGCUGGAAAGACCCCAAAUGGGAUGACCGAAUCCGCGACAAAGAAUGCCUCAUCAGCCAGGACCUCUACUACCAGAUUUUCGCCACGGCUUCCUCCUUCUACCUUCCACUCCUCGUCAUCCUCAUCCUCUACUGGCGCAUCUUCCAAACCGCCCGGAAACGCAUCCGCAGACGCCAAGUCAUCGGCAGCGGCGCCAACACCUCUUCCCAGAACCCUGCCGCCGGGGGCAUUGCCGGAGGCUUGGCCGCCGCCAGCGGCACUGGAGGCAUCGCCGCCGCCGUAGUCACCAUCAUCGGCCGCCCCUUACCCACCAUCUCCGAGACAACAACGGCUUUCACCACCGUCUCCUCCAACUCCAGCCCCGAAAAGACCUCCUUUGCCAACGGCCUUGAGCCCGACAUGCCCACCACCACCGACUGCAGUAUGAGCUACCAGCCCCAACAUUAUCCCAUCAAGAAGAAAUCACGCGAUAGUGCUGACUCCAAACGCGAAAGAAAAGCCGCUAAGACUCUCGCUAUUAUUACUGGUGCUUUCGUGCUGUGUUGGCUGCCAUUUUUUAUAAUGGCGGUGCUGCUUCCAAUCAACGCGAACUUGUUUGAAAAAUACGUGAUCUCGAUAUUCCUCUGGUUGGGUUAUUUCAACUCGACGUUAAAUCCUAUCAUUUAUACGAUUUUCAGUCCCGAGUUUCGGCACGCGUUUAAGAAAAUUCUGUGUGGGAGGAAUUACGCCAGAAGGAACAAACAUUUUGGGAUCAGACAUUUUCAAUGAUGGCGGCAAAGUGGUCGUUUCCCUUCGGAUACGGAACACCCUAUAGCUGCAAGACUGGCUGCUAGUGUUGCCGCAACUGCGGUCGCUUCAGGUCCAAGAAAUGUGACUUUUAAGUGUGACUGAUCCGACGAGAAACGAUCACGGAGUUCUGUGUCUCCGAUCGACUGUGAGAGUAGCAGUAGUGAACAUGAACACAGCCUUGGAAGAAGAGUCGUACUUGAGAUGACACCGAUUUAAUCCAAAACGGGUAUACGGAUUAUGAGCUUUGUCAAAAGCACAACUUAUGACUGAAUUGUUUAUUUUCGCCCUUUUUUACCUCGAGACCAAUAUUUUUAUCAAAUGAAAGACUAAGUCAAAAACUAUGUAAAUAGCUUACUUAUUCCUAAAUAUAAUUAGGUCCUACUAGAUGAUAAAACACUGUAAAUGCAAUAAAGUUAUACACUGAAAAUUUUAUUUGUGAUGUUAUUAGGUCGUAACUAGAAAAAUGUGAUGUACAAUCAACCAGGGAAAACAUCAGGCCAUAAUCUACUUAUUUUUUCUAUUUUUUACAUUUAACAUUUAAUUACUCUUCGUAGUAAAUUAUGGUCUGCCAUAGUUCUACAAUAAGUAUAUUUAUGGUUUCCCUUCUUCGAUUCAUUCUAAAUUCGUUAAAAAAUUCAAGAAGUGCUUCCCUUAAUAGUGUAUAUGUCUAAUGUGAUAUUGUUUCCUAAUUAAUUAUAUAAAAACGAAUGCAGACUAUUGGACCGUUAUUAUCAUACUUUAGAGCCCUAAGAAUGAUAAAAACGCCAAUACAAUUUGUUACUUUAUUCUUCUAUUUAUUAAAUGUACUAAAAUAUAAUUAACAAUACUGUAUAUUCAUGUAAAAAUUUAAUAAAAAAUAUCCAU
This is a messenger RNA of Tribolium madens (black flour beetle), 2611 nucleotides long. RefSeq names its product 5-hydroxytryptamine receptor-like. Bases 212 to 1726 code for a protein of 504 amino acids. Gene Ontology annotation, molecular function: G protein-coupled receptor activity. Gene Ontology annotation, biological process: adenylate cyclase-activating adrenergic receptor signaling pathway. NCBI's taxonomy places the organism in Eukaryota, Metazoa, Arthropoda, Insecta, Coleoptera, Tenebrionidae. The record is from RefSeq and is a predicted model, not a curated record. Gene Ontology annotation, cellular component: membrane. The transcript has 4 exons.